CCUCGCACCACCAUGCGCCAGUACGAAAUAUCAGAAGUUCUGAUCAGUACUUUAUUGGAAGAAGAGAAGAUCAUGCAACUCUUUCUCUCUUGUGUUUACUUCUUUCUUUAGCCAAAAUGAUCAAGCUGAAUCAGUAAUCGAUGUUGACCCCCCAGAUAACUCCUCCCAACAGUUUGUCCUCUCAGACUCCUCCAGGUCACCCAGAGUUUGUAAAAAUUGAUGAGAAGUAUAUGUGUAUCCUGUGUAACAAUGUCCUUAAUGAUGCCGUACAAACCCUGUGCGGGCACCGACUCUGUCAGGCGUGUUCUGACAAUUACCUCCAGGGUGGGGGCAACAGACAAUGUCCUUACCAGGAGGAAAUGUGUGAAAUGCUGCAAAAAGAAGGGAUAAUACCAGAUACCAGUGCUCGUAGAGAGAUACGACAGCUGAAGGUCUACUGUCCAAACAAACUCCGGGGGUGCCAUAAAAUUGUCAAGUGGAAAGAGCUAGAGAAGCACAUAGAAGAAUGUCCACAUGAACCAUUAUCCUGUCCAUACAAGGAUUGGGGAUGUCAGGAGAUGGUGGAGAGAAUGAGUUUACCUGACCAUCAGCUGGUCUGUCCAUUCAUCCCAAUACAGUGUGAACACUGUGGACAAACCAUUCCAAAAGAAUCAUUACCGGAACAUGAAAAAGAAAACUGUAUGAAAAUUCCCAUAAACUGUGAAUAUGGCUGUAAUACUGGCCCAUUUCCAAGAGAUCAGAUAUUACAGCAUCAGGAAAUCUGUCCAAAAAAGCCCCGGAUUUGUAAAUAUGCUUCUGCAGGCUGUACAUUUCAGGGCCUUGCUGAGGAGGUGGAGGAACAUGAGAGACAGAACCAAGAUGUACAUCUACAACAAGUCACGUUACAAAUGGCUAAGAUUGAUCUACACAGUAUAGACAUCAGAAGAGAACUUCAGGAAAUGGAAAGAAUAAGACAAGAGGCUCAGAAACAAGUGAGUGAAGCAAGAAAAGAAAUAGAGGAAUUGAGGCAACUGGCUGAUGAUAUCAGGAGACACAGUCGGAAAUUUAAGAUUGAUGUGGUGGAAUUGACGGAGCGGAUUAUCCAUGCAGAGAAGCAGGUGGAAGAACUAGCCCAGCCAGAGAGUUACAAGAGAACAAUCAGUGAUGUGAACAUUCUGAGGGAGAACAUCCGGAGUUUGAAGGACCGUGCUAAUGAGCUCCUGACACUCCACUCAUCAGAACAGGGAGGAGCUUCUGCAACUGCUACCCCCGCCUCCUCAGAUCCAUACACAGACGUACAACAACAAACACGAUCAUUAGGACUACAGGAUGCCAGAUUGGCUGAGUUAGAUCUGCGAUUUCAGAUUUUAGAGACCAUAAAUUAUGAAGGUGUAUUAUUCUGGAAAAUUACAAACUACCGUCGAAGAAAACAAGAAGCUGUGUCAGGGAAGACUCUCUCCAUUUAUAGUUCACCGUUUUUUACGAAUCGUUAUGGAUACAAAAUGUGUGCUCGAGUUUAUCUUAACGGUGAUGGAAUGGGCAAAGGAACGCAUUUUUCAAUUUUUUUCGUUGUCAUGCAGGGGGAAUAUGAUGCCCUGUUGCCAUGGCCAUUUCGACAGAAAGUGACGUUCCAGAUUAUUGACCAGAGUGGGAGUAGAAGACAUUUAUCUGAUUCAUUUAAACCUGAUCCAAGUAGUUCUAGUUUUAAACGCCCACUAGCAGAAAUGAACAUAGCUUCAGGCUGUCCUUUGUUUGUCAGCCAUUCUAUCUUAGAAACUUCUGGUAAUUAUAUAAGAGAGGACACAUUGUUUGUUAAAGUUAUCGUAGAUACUAAUGGACUUGUACCUAUUUAAUACUUAUUAAAAUUUUUAAAAUAAUAAUAUUCAAA
Saccostrea echinata is the source of this 1867-nucleotide messenger RNA. RefSeq names its product TNF receptor-associated factor 3-like. Gene Ontology annotation, cellular component: plasma membrane signaling receptor complex. Gene Ontology annotation, biological process: positive regulation of JNK cascade; protein K63-linked ubiquitination; regulation of canonical NF-kappaB signal transduction. Lineage: Eukaryota; Metazoa; Mollusca; Bivalvia; Ostreida; Ostreidae. Gene Ontology annotation, molecular function: zinc ion binding; protein binding. The record is from RefSeq and is a predicted model, not a curated record. Bases 141 to 1832 code for a protein of 563 amino acids. The transcript has 10 exons.